Clonostachys rhizophaga is the source of this 2142-nucleotide messenger RNA. The record is from the annotation of a GenBank genome assembly. Lineage: Eukaryota; Fungi; Ascomycota; Sordariomycetes; Hypocreales; Bionectriaceae.
AUGGCCGCGCCUCUACAGUUCGCUACAUUCUCCUCCGAGAUCGAACUUCCGUUCUAUUCCGCCCUCUUCGCCUCGAAGCUCGACUAUGAUAAGCUCGACGACUCGGCCCGGGGGGUCCUUGGGUUGUACGAACCCCGCCUUGAGGACCCCGACUCGAGUUGUAAGAUGCAGAUUCUGGGUAACGCCCUGACGAACCAGGAUGUUCCUCUGGGAGCCGCGCGAGCUGAAGGGAUAAUAAAAAAUGUCAAUACACUGGAAGGGUUUAAGAAUACAGACAAGUCGGCUAUGAUAAAGCAAGCCGGCAGACAGAUAUGGGACGCCAUCAACGACGGCAGCAUAUAUUCAGUACCCUCGCUGCUUUCUUCGUUCGUUAUCCUCUCCUACGCCGACCUCAAAAAAUACAAAUUUACAUAUUGGUUUGCAUUUCCAGCCCUGCACUCUGAUCCCCAGUGGAGGCGCUCUGGGCCAUCAGAGCAUUUGACUGCCGACGAGAGUACGGCCCUCGUCGACCGAGUCGGAACUUGGCGAUACAGCGUAGACAGACGAGAGCAUGGAUUCUUCUUGGCGAAGAAGGCGCAGAUCCAAGAGGCUGAAGCGGAUGAAACCGAAGGUGGAUAUAAACUCCCUUAUCGCUGGGAGGUAGGAUCUUUGCGGGAGUUCGAAAAUGGAUUCUUCAACGACACGCCAGAGGGUGAUCGCUAUGUGGCGUUCCUCGACCCUUCUACAUAUCCCGAGGGCCCCGGUUGGCCUCUGAGAAACCUCUUGGUCCUUAUAAGGCAACGCUUUCGACUGAACAAGGUUAAGAUCUUGUGCUACCGGGACAUUUGGGCGCGCAGGCAUGAGGCUAGAAGCGUCAUCCUGCCCAUCGAGACAGAUCCACAGGAAAAUGUUGACGGCUCGGAGAUACCAAAGGUCACGGGAUGGGAGAGAUCUAGAAAUGGCAAACUGCAGGCGCAACAAGCCAACCUCGGGGACUAUAUGGACCCUACCCGGCUGGCCGAUUCAUCCGUCGACCUGAAUCUUAAGCUCAUGAAAUGGAGGCUGGCACCAGAACUGAAUCUCGAGCUGAUCAAAAAUACCAAAUGCCUGCUCCUAGGUGCAGGAACCCUUGGUGGCUACGUAUCUCGAAAUUUACUGGGCUGGGGUGUACGGAAAGUUACCUUUGUUGACUAUGGCAAAGUCUCCUACUCAAAUCCAGUCCGGCAGCCACUCUUCGAGUUUGACGACUGUGUCGAUGGGGGCAAACCCAAAGCCCCGCAGGCUGCUGCCGCGCUCAAGAGAAUAUACCCUGGCGUUGAAAGCGAGGGGCACGCACUCUCGGUCCCAAUGCUUGGCCAUCCCUACACUGACGAGGAAAAGACGAAGAAGGAAUUUGACCGGCUGGGAGAGCUCAUCCAAGCACAUGACGUCAUCUUCUUGCUCAUGGACACUCGCGAGUCUCGAUGGCUGCCAACCGUCAUGGGUAAAGCUGCAGGAAAAAUAGUUAUGAAUGCCGCCCUUGGGUUUGACUCAUAUGUUGUCAUGAGACACGGCGCUGAGAGUGAGGAGGAGGGUGCGGCUUCCCUAGGCUGCUACUUCUGCAAUGAUGUAGUAGCUCCGGGUGAUGUAAGUGACUCUCCCCGCGGGAACUCGGCAUCCGAGAACCAUGAUGCGCUGACCAAGUUUAUUCCGCAGUCCAUGAAAGAUCAGACUCUUGACCAGCAAUGCACCGUCACCCGUCCUGGAGUGGCGGCGAUUGCGUCCGCUCUCCUGGUGGAGCUUCUGACGAGUCUCUUACAGCAUCCACAGGGCAACAAGGCGAAUGCCCCCCAGCCCACCGCCGGGUCGGAGCCUCCGAGAGACCCUCCUGACCAUCCCCUGGGUCUAGUCCCACAUCAAAUCCGGGGUUAUGUGUCGACGUUCCAGAACAUGGUUAUCAGAGGCCAAUCCUAUGAUUGCUGCAGUGCCUGCAGCCCCAAGAUUCUUGACGCCUAUCGCAAGGAUGGCUGGGAGUUUGUGAAGCGGGCGUUACAAGAGAAGGAUUAUGUGGCUGAGCUUUCAGGCCUCGCCGAGCUUCAACGAAAGGCUGAGGAACUGGAUGCGGAUCUUGAUUGGGAUGAAGAGGACCAGCUUGCUGAUGAUGGAGAAGCCGAGUUGUUAUGA